UGUAAGAGAGAGAGGAGAGAGAGGACUGCUAAAAAGACUACUCCAGAGCUGAGAGCUGAGAGCUUCAACCACCCACCUUUCCCCUCCUCUCGGCUCGGCUCGGCUCGGCGCUUCUCCCUAAAACUGAACUGAUCAAACCAAUUUCACAGCUCCGAACAACAGCACACCCACACUUUCCCUAUCUCCGCACAAACUGUCUGUAGAUUUGUAUACACAAUCCGUACAUAUACACAUCUCUCUGCCUCUUUCUGUUUAUAUUGUUCAUAGCUGUUUACAUAUACAGACACGCACAUAUUAUAUAUAUAUAUAUAUAUAUACAGAGUAAAGUGUCGGAGUGGAAUGGAGAUGUCUAGUGGGAACCAGACGAAGGAGGGGACAUCGGUGGAUCCGGUGGCGGAGUGGAUGGCGCCGGGCGGCGAGACGGGGCUCGAAGAGCCUAUGUGGCAGUUGACGCUCGGAGGUGGGUCCGAACCAUACCCGGAACGGCCCAACGAGGCAGAUUGCAUUUAUUACCUGAGGACCGGUUUCUGCGGCUACGGCGAUCGCUGUCGGUUUAACCAUCCUUCAGACCGUAGUGCGACACUCCGAGCUAUGAGGUCUAGUGGGGAAGAGUACCCAGAAAGAGUGGGUCAGCCAGUUUGCCAGUACUAUAUGAGGACGGGAAUGUGUAAAUUUGGUGCGUCUUGUAAGUAUCACCAUCCAAGACAGUGGGGUGGUGGUGGAUCUCCUGCUGCUGUGGCACUUAAUAUUUACGGAUGCCCAUUGCGACCGGGUGAAAAAGAAUGUUCAUACUAUGUGAAAACAGGGCAAUGCAAAUUUGGUGUCACCUGUAAAUUUCAUCAUCCGCAGCCUGCUAGCCUUCAACAACUUCCCGCACAAACUGCUGUGCCUGCACCAACACCUAUGGUCCCACCAGCGAUUUACCCAAUAGUGCCAUCUCCUGUUCAAUCAUCUCAACAAUAUGGGGUAUUGCCUGGAAACUGGUCAGUUCCCAGGCCAGUACUGUUUCCAGGUUCAUACGUACCUGGAGCUUAUAGUCCCAUGAUACUCCCCCCUGGUCUGGUUCCGGUUCCAGGGGGUUGGACUGCAUACCAGGCACCCAUUAGUCCAGUUGCCUCUCCUAAUCCUCAAAUCAAUCCUGGAGUUGGAUCAGCUUACAGCUUUACUCAAUUAUCAUCAUCUUCACCUGCCUAUCCAGGAGCCUAUGUAUCUGUUCCAUCUUCUUCCCCCACUCCAUCAAGUAGCCAGAAGGAGUAUGCGCUUCCCCAAAGACCUGGUGAACCCGAAUGCCAACAUUACAUGAGAACAGGAGAUUGUAAGUUUGGAUCUUCAUGCAGAUAUCAUCAUCCCCCAGAAUGGGGUGGAACAAAAACAAGUCUUUUACUUAGCCCCAUGGGUCUUCCACUACGCCCGGGUGCACCGAUUUGUUCUCACUACUCACAAAAUGGAAUAUGCAAUUUCGGGCUUUCCUGCAAGUUUGAUCAUCCCAUGGGAACACUCAAUUACAGCCCGUCUGCAUCGUCCCUUGCCGAUGUACCAACUGCACCUUACCCUUUAAUCGGCACUUCAGCUCUACUGCCUUCCUCAGGGUUGAGACCCGAACCCAUUUCUGGAUCAUCUAACAUCCGGACCCAUAUGAAGAGUGGUCCCACUCCCCGUUCCGGUGCUAAGCAGUCUGGUCAUGCCCAUGGAGGUGAGCUUUCCACAUCAAGCUAAAACCGGGUUCUUCCUGUUUCUUUUUUUGCUCUUCAACAACCCAUGGAGUAUCCUUAUAUAUAUUUGUGUCAUUCAGUCUCUCUUUAGGAAGCUUUCUUGCCUUGGUCAGCACACCUUAGCCAUGGCUAGUAACAUGGGCAAUUGUGUUGUUCCAUUUUGAAUAAAAAAAAAACAGUCUUGAGAAGAUCCCACAACCCUCAACAGAUCCACCCUCUAGCUGGCUAGCUAAGCUUAUGAAUAGCACCAAGCAACCCCACACCCACUUCUGAACAUGAAGAAUUUGGAUCAAUGCUCAUUUUUUUGGAGCAGCCAGCUUUUGUUUAUUUAUGUGCAAGUCUAAUUUCAAAACGAAAAGGAUUUAAUUGCUCCCUGAGAAACUCAAAAGUGUUUAUCUCCGUCUGACUCACUCUCCAGCUCUGGGGUGGCAGGCUACUUACAAUUUGGCUUGGGAAUGUGGGUUUCAAAUUCUCCAGGGUUCUUCCCACCUUUUUUUGUUCCGGAGCUUUGUUGUGCAAAUGAAAAAGAAAAAAAGAAUUGACGAUUAUGAGAAACUGCCAAGCAAGGCAAAUGCAAUGCUGCUACUAUAUUGGGCAAGAUCCAUACUUGUGAUGUAUGAAUUAGUGUUGACUGAUAUAUUUUGUCACUACAUACACAUCUUAUGGGGAAAGUUCUUGGUGUUGUGUAAAAGUUCAUUUUGCACCAUUCAUUUCAAAUUUAGUCAUACAUGACAUCAUUAUUAGGAAAGUCUGAUAGCCAUUACACUUUUAACAGUUUGGAGAUGAGAAAUCUCACACUCCAGGGUCAUAAACUCAUAAUGUGUAGACUUUCAUUUUUAGUUUUUUACUCAUCAUGAAGGUGAAACCAAACCUUAUCUCAAGC
Messenger RNA from Cuscuta epithymum, 2595 nucleotides. Lineage: Eukaryota; Viridiplantae; Streptophyta; Magnoliopsida; Solanales; Convolvulaceae. The record is from the annotation of a GenBank genome assembly.